UGUCACCCUUCGAUAUCACUUACAUUGAACGACUUCAAAAAUAUAUUUUAUGCGCAUGCUCCGUAAUUUCCGCUGAUUGUGGCAUCAUGGCGGUUUUCAGGUUUCAUAGAAGAUCGCUCCACAAUCUCACUGCAUCUUCCUUUUCUAUUUUAUCCAACACAACAUAAAUUUUAUAAGAUAAGAUAUGAGGUUUUUUUAAAAAUACAUUGAAUACACAUGAUUGCUGACGAGAUCGACAAGCUCUCAAAACAUUAGCUAUAACAUGCCAAACAAUAAUAACACACACCGAAAUACGUCCUCGAAUUAUUCUCGUGAAAAGACGAAGAAGGCCAAGAAAAAGGCCAAAGAAAAGAAUGAAAAGAUAGCUAAGACAAAAAAAUCUACCAAAAAUGAAACUCCAAAGCCAACCAAAAACGAGUUACCGAAAAUUAAAAUCACUGCUUUGCAAGAGUACGAGGAUAUAUCGCCUGUUACUGGAGAGGAAAGUGGGUCGGAAACUGAACAAGCAGGUUUUAGCAUACAAAGCUCUUCAACACCUCCUCCCUCUUCUACUUCGAAGAAACAUCGCAGUGACAAAAAGAAAAAGAAGAAAACUAAAGGAAAUGGUAAGACAACAAAAGCAAAGAGUACGAAAGUGAAGUUGGAGAAGAAGCAUGUUAAGACUAGUAAAAGGAAACGAACACCAUCUCCUGUUGUAAAGGAAGACGUAUCCGUCAGUGAAUCUGUGCAUUCUUCAUACUCACCAACAGUUGACAGAAAAGUCAAUAAAAUUGUAAGUCCAUUGAACAUUGCAAAUCAAUCAAAACAUGAUUUUGAACUAAAUAACCAUUCAAGUCCAAGUGAUACAGAGCCAGACAAAAAGAAGAGAAAACAGCUUAAAAAAUCUCGUUCAAGGAGAUCUGACUAUCCUGUUAUUCCAAGAGCUUAUCAAGGAAAUGAGGUAAAUAGCCCAAGCCCUUAUAGAUCACCUGUACCAAAGUAUUCUGUAUCUCCAGAACCCCAACGACAGUAUUUGUAUAGUCGGUCAAGGUCACCCAUGCGACAGAAGAGUCCAUUGUCAAGUAGACCAAGACGGCGUAAUCGAUCUUUGUCAAGAUCACCUUAUAGAACUAGACCAUACAUGUCACCUUACAGGUCUCCUUUUAGAUCACCACCACGAUCCCCUUAUCAGUCACCUCGCAAUUACAGGUCACCAUACUCUCCAUACAAAUCCCCAAUGUACAACUGGUCUCCAGGGCAAUCUCCUGAAGGCUAUCAUGGACGACAUUCUAGAGUAAAUAGACCUCAAUCUCACGGGUAUUCAAACUCAAGAAGUCCAUCACCGCAUAAAUUGAUUAGAUCUGCUGUUAAGGCAAUGAGUAGAAAAUCUCACAGUAAACAAUUGAGUAAAUUGCAACCGCAAGCAGAAUAUGAAUCAGAUAGUAAAUAUGGAACUGUUAAGAAAAACUCAACUUCUCAUAGGAAGCAUUUGUCGUCUCAUCACAACUCAACACAAGGAAGAAAUAAUGAAAAUUCUUACACUAGAGAGAGAGAUAAGUCUCCUGGUAGUAAAAAUAAAUCAAAAAGAGAAAAGGACAGCUCUUCUAAGAAUGAAGAUAUUUCAUACAAAGGUGUGGAUGUUUCACUAUCAAAAAACAAAGUUACAAAUAACAGAGAUAAAGGUACCUCAGUUACAGAGAGAAGUACAAGCAAAACAAAAUGUGUUCCUAAAAAACACAAAGAUGAGAAACAUAAAGAAAAAGAUUCAAUUACUAAGGACAAAGAUACAUGUAGUAAAGAUAAGGAUAGUUAUGAUACAAACAAGGAAAUAAUACAGAAGGAACAUAAUCAACUUAUGGAAAAAGUUACGUAUGAAUCAGAUAGCUCCAACUCAAUAAAUAAAAAGGGCUCCGCAAUAAACAGAGACAAAGAACUUGAUAAAACUUCACCUCCAGGAAGUUCAACAAUUAAAAAUUCUCCAGCCAUGAAAAUUCAAGCGUUAUCAAAUGAGAAAGAGUUAAAUACACAAGACCAAGAUGAAAAAUCACCUCCAUCAUUGCAUAAUGAUAGACUUGAUAUCGAUGUGCCUGCAGAUGAGGCACCUUCAUUACCAAUAGAUGAGAAAGAACCACCAUUACAUGUUGGUAGUGUAGCAUCACCAUCACAAAAAAAAAUAGGAGAUGCCCCACCUCCAUCUUUGCCAAACUCUGACCCUCCUCCACUUCCCCCGGAAGAUGAUGCUCCUACUCAACCAGCUCUACCUCCAUUACCUUUACCUCCUGUUCUUCCAAACUUACCAGAUGAAUCUCCCGAUUCUGUGUUUUCUGAAGAUGCAAAAGGAGCAGAUGCCAUGGCUUUGGAUUCAAAACCUAACACACCAUCAGCUGUUUCUUCACCAGGAAAGUCUGAGGAUGGUUCUGAUGAAGAAGGAGAAUGGGGCGAAAGAUGUGUUGAUAUGUUUGACAUCAUUGCCAUUGUUGGUGAAGGAACAUUUGGUCAGGUUUACAAGGCAAAAGAAAAGGAGACUGGAGAAAUAGUUGCCUUAAAGAAAGUUCGCUUAGAUAACGAAAAGGAAGGCUUUCCCAUAACAGCAGUUCGAGAAAUAAAGAUUCUUCGACAGUUGUCCCAUAAGAAUAUUGUCAAAUUGCAAGAGAUCGUAACUGAUAAGAAAAACGCUAUGGAUUUCAGAAAAGAUAGAGGUGCUUUUUAUCUUGUAUUUGAAUACCUUGAUCACGACUUAAUGGGGAUUCUCGAAUCUGGUCUCGUUUACUUCUCAGAUGAACAUAUUCAGUCAUUUAUGAGACAGCUUAUGGACGGUCUUAAUUACUGUCACGAACGAAACUUCUUACAUCGAGACAUCAAGUGCUCGAAUAUUUUUUUAAAUAACAAAGGAGAAAUAAAACUCGGUGAUUUUGGAUUGGCAAGGUUGUAUAAUGCAGAUGAAAGCCGUCCUUACACUAAUAAAGUCAUCACGUUGUGGUACCGCCCUCCAGAAUUAUUGCUUGGUGAAGAACGCUAUGGACCAGCUAUUGAUAUAUGGAGUUGCGGGUGCAUUCUAGGAGAACUUUUUAUGAAAAAACCGUUGUUUCAAGCUGGUGAGGAGCUUGGUCAGCUGGAACUGAUCAGCCGUAUUUGUGGUAGUCCAACACCAGCGGUUUGGCCUGACGUCAUUAAUCUACCUCAUUUUAAUACAAUUAAGCCAAAGAAACAAUAUAGACGAAGAGUUGUUGAAGAAUAUAUAUCUCUACCUCCUGUAGCUCUUGAUCUUCUGGAUCGAAUGUUGAUUCUCGAUCCAUCGAAGAGAAUAACGUCUGAGCAGUCUUUGGUCCAUGAUUUUUUAAAGGAUGUCGAUCCCACGAAGAUCGCUCCACCCAGUUUUCCUUUAUGGCAAGAUUGUCAUGAGAUGUGGUAAAAACGAAGGCGUCAUAAAGAAGGUAAAAGUCAAGAGGAUAUUUCUCGUUCCUCAUCGAACAAACCAUCCAGAAAAGACUCUUCUAAGUCUUCAAACACGGAGUUGCUUCCUGGUCAGAAAUUGGGGCAUGGAGCAAAUGAUGAAAAGCUGAGCCUGGCUACCGCCGUUGCGCCAAAAGACUCGCUUUCGAAAGUAUUCACGCAAAAAUUGCCCAAUGAACUAGGUGGUGAAGUAUCAGUUCCUCAGGGUGUUUCUCCCGGUGACAUAGCCAGUACAGAUCGUGAUAUUGAUAAUCGUAUAUCUCGCGCAAUCUCAAAUGAGGAAUGUCGACCGUCUGAAUUUGCAAGUAUUGAUUCUUUUUGAAAUCACCGAAUUAGCUAUGAUUGAAGUAGAAUUUGUAUAUUACAGUUUACUGUGUAACGUGUUUAUGACAGUCUGACUAUAUUAUUAUGUACAGAUAAAUAUACACUCAAAGGAAGGAAAUUUACCACACCUAAAUGUUUUGUUCAUAGUCAAGGAAAGGAAACAUAAUUUUAUGUUAAAAAUAUUUGUAAUAAAUUUCUUCCAAGCUCUUGGUAUGGGAAA
This is a messenger RNA of Xenia sp. Carnegie-2017, 3976 nucleotides long. Its product is annotated as cyclin-dependent kinase 12-like. NCBI's taxonomy places the organism in Eukaryota, Metazoa, Cnidaria, Anthozoa, Malacalcyonacea, Xeniidae. The record is from RefSeq and is a predicted model, not a curated record. Gene Ontology annotation, biological process: positive regulation of transcription elongation by RNA polymerase II; transcription elongation by RNA polymerase II; protein phosphorylation. Gene Ontology annotation, molecular function: RNA polymerase II CTD heptapeptide repeat kinase activity; cyclin-dependent protein serine/threonine kinase activity; cyclin binding. Gene Ontology annotation, cellular component: cyclin/CDK positive transcription elongation factor complex; nucleus.